UACAUUUACAUUGGAUGUCCAUAGGUUGUUGCCCAGUAACCAAGUCAAAGGUUCCUUGGAGACGGGAGGAGAAUCGGUUUGAGAGGUAUGAUAAAACUGCCCAGAUGGAAUGGUGCGCAGACUCAUUACGACGAAUUGCCUAAUUCUGUACCCACGUGUGAUGUCCUAUGUCACGUGUUCCUUUCAGCUCCUCCCUUCUGCAGUCACAUUCUUAACAAGUCCUGAAAAUACCAGCAGUAUCAGAAUCUUCUCGGCACAGAACAAUUAUGUGUCCAAGCAGUACAAAAUAGAUCAUGAUCACCGCCGCGUUGUUGCUGUUAAUCGCGGUCGUGAAGGACCAGAGUGAAAACGUUCAAGCUUGGCCAGCGAGACCUCGAAUAAAAAGUGACCGAACGGAUAACGUCUAUCUAUCAGAUGAACCGGUCAAAUUAACUUGUUGGACUACUGCUCCGGCAUGUUCCGCUGGCACCUUUCACCUGUACAGCAACCAACGAGAAAUAGAGCAAGCGCCAACAGAGCGAAAGAGCGCGACGUUCACCAUCGCGAAUGGAGGUGAUGCAUCAGGCAUAUACAGUUGUUUAUACACGUGCACGGUGUCUGGUAGAGACAUUACCUCAGAAGAAAGCGACAAGAUAGAGAUAACAGUGGUGGCUCGGCCAGCGAGACCUCGAAUAAAAAGUGACCGAACGGAUAAAGUCUAUCUAUCAGAUGAACCGGUCAAAUUAACUUGUGCGACUACUGCUCCAGCAUGUUCCGCUGGCACCUUUCACCUGUACAGCAACCAACGAGAAAUAAAGCAAGCGCCAACAGAGCGAAAGAGCACGACGUUCACCAUCGCGAAUGGAGGUGAUGCAUCGGGCAUAUACAGUUGUUUAUACACGUGCACGGUGUCCGGUAGAGGCAUUACCUCAGAAGAAAGCGACAAGAUAGAGAUAACAGUGGUGGCUCGGCCAGCGAGACCUGAAAUAAAAAGUGACCGAUCGGAUAAAGUCUACCUGUCAGGUGAAUCGGUCAAAUUAACCUGUUGGAUAACUGGUUCUACAUGUUCCGAUGGCACCUUUUACCUGUACCAGAACCUACAACCAGUAAAGCAAGCGCCAUCACAGCGAAAGAGCACGAUGUUCACCAUCGCAAUGGGAGGAACAUACAGUUGUUCAUACGCGUGCACGGUGUCCGGUAGAAGAAAACUCUCAGGAGAAAGCGAAAGAAUAGAGAUAACAGUCGUGGCUCAGCCAGCGAGACCUCGAAUAAAAAGUGACCGAGUGAAUAAAGUCUACCAGUCAGAUGAAUCGGUCAGGUUAACUUGUUGGAUAACUAGUCGGGCACAUUCCGUUGGCACCUUUCACCUGUACAGAAACCGACAAGCAUUACAGCACGUGCCAGCACAGCGAAACACCGCGACGUUCACCAUCGAGAAUGGAGGUGAUGCAUUGAGCAUAUACAGUUGUUUUUACACGUACAUUCUGUCCGGUAGAAGCAUAUCCUCAGACGAAAGCGACAGAAUACAGAUAAAAGUCGUGGAUUUGCCCAGACCAAGCAUAUCAGUAGCCUCCAGUCAUGUUUCUCAAGGUGAAAACGUUACAUUUAAAUGCACAUUUAUGAAAAAUAUCUCGACUGGAACUUUCUACUUAUACAAGAACGGCGUUCGAUUGAAUGACUCGGUUCCCCAGAGUGCUGAUGCACAGAACAAAUCAACAACUUUCACCAUCCGGAAUGUAGAUACAGUAGAUAGUGGAAAUUACGCAUGUGUAUAUAUAUUACUGGAUGGAGGCAGGCAUGUAAUGUCAGCGCCCAGUGAUGCUGUGCUUCUCUCUGUAAGCGUAAAUUCGAUUCUGCCGUGGAUUCCAAUUAUACCUGUCGUGACCCUAAUCUUAAUGCUUCGAGUAUUGGGCGUUUACUGCUGGAUACAAGGGAAGUGCAGAGGUCACGGAGACUGGAGUACCGCUCCUCCUCCUAAAGACGGUCCCAAUGACAAUAUCGUACUUGCUGAUCUUAAGGUAAUACCACGAAAGAAGAAACAAAGAGGCAAGAAAGAAAGCUUUGAAACCCAAGAAGAUGAUAGGACGCUCUCUGCAAAUGUCGAGCUGUAGAAGGGGCAAUGGGUUCCUGGUGCCUGGGGUCGUCUCGGAGUCCGUGAUUUACAGUUCCAACUCAAACUACGGUUUUUCUUGAGUGGUGUGUUCUCGCUAUUGGAUCUCGCCGAACAGCCUGGCGUUUUGACGUUUCCUGGUGCGUCCUUGAAGACGACACCAUUCUUCACCGAAAUCGCCGGAUAAUUAAUGCUUCGCAGGAUAUUGAAAUACAAAGACAGUGGGCAUUGUGGGUAGCCAUCUGCGGACCCUGCAUUCGAGCAAUCUCUCUCUCUCUCUCUCUCUCUCUCUCUCUCUCUCUCUCUCUCUCUCUCUCUCUCUCUCUCUCUCUCUCUCUCUCUCUCUCUCUCUUCUCACUCUCACUCUCUUUCUCUAUUUCGGUGGAGAGUGAGAGUCUCUUGGUCUUCCAGUCGGGAGGCUCGGACAAGUGACGUGGCGGAUAGCAACUUCGAUGCAGUGAGCUGUUGUUAUUCACUCUCUUCGAGGCAGAAGCGAUCUCUCUCUCUCCCUCUCCCUCCCUUGCUAGUGUGUGUGUGUGUGUGAGAGAGAGAGAGAGAGGGGGUGGGAGGGAGGGAGGGAGAUAGAUAGAGAGAGAGAGAGAGAGAGAGUCUGUCUGAGAUGUCGUAGUCUCUGAAUGGAGAAUAGCUUUUGAUGAACCUGGAUCAUGGUCUCCGGGAGCUUUACUAUUGCUUUAAUGGUGUGUGGUAGUUGGUUAAUGAUGGUUCAGGAGCAAUUAGAGGGAGGCAGGAGGGUUGAAUAUUAUGCUGCAGCUUGUGCGUGGUAGGGGGUGGAGGGAGGCUUUGGGGUUGUAACUUUUUCUGUUGUUCAUUCUUUGGGUUGUCCCUCUGUUUUGUGGAUGUCUGUGAAGAGUAAGGAUUUCAGCUUGAAUAAUGUCUAUAUUCCCUGAUAUUAAAUUCAACCAUUGAUUCCUUUCAUACCUGCAUUGCUCAGUCUCAAAAAGUUGUUUGUUUUUUGAGUUUGUUUAUUAAAGCAAGCUUUUAGUGAAUUACGUUUGCCUCUUGAUUGUGCGUGUGUAAUUAAUCUGAUUGAGUUAGACUGCUGGAGGAACCUAUAGUGUGUUGGGUAGCUUCUGGGUCAUCAUGACAUUUUCAGCAUUUAUCAUUUUCAAUUUGUUGGUCUUUAAUUAUGUAUUUUUAAUUUUUUUGUGCGUUAACAACCUAGUCUACUAUUGGUCAUAAGGAACUGUUCUAUUUCAAGGAAGAGGUCACCAGCUGUGGGCUAGGCUUCCUUGCCAACAUCUAGUUUGUUCAGUUCGUGGUGAUGUAUUUCAUGGACGGCCAUGCUCUUCCAUUGGUUAACUUUUUCUUCAUUUUUCUGGUUUGUGUCUUCAUUUAUGUUUGGUAGUGUGUACUUUGUUUAU
Mobula hypostoma (lesser devil ray) is the source of this 3471-nucleotide messenger RNA. RefSeq names its product alpha-1B-glycoprotein-like. NCBI's taxonomy places the organism in Eukaryota, Metazoa, Chordata, Chondrichthyes, Myliobatiformes, Myliobatidae. The coding region runs from base 294 to 2090 and encodes 598 amino acids. The record is from RefSeq and is a predicted model, not a curated record. The transcript is spliced from 13 exons.